Molecule: messenger RNA, 345 nt
Organism: Opisthorchis viverrini
Lineage: Eukaryota; Metazoa; Platyhelminthes; Trematoda; Opisthorchiida; Opisthorchiidae
Exons: 1
Coding region: 1-345 (114 amino acids)
Source: RefSeq, a predicted model, not a curated record
AUGGGCAACAAUAGGCCCGCCCGUUCAUCUCCGAAUUUGGCGAUCAAAUCAAUGACAGACGGAGCGCUGUUUUCUCAAAUUUACCUCUUCUUAAGCGGAUCCGAUUUCCACUCAGCAUUUCUCCAAAUAGCUGCUGAAACAGAUAUCGUUACCCCCAAAGUCGUUGCCAGUCUCAAAGCGAUGAGUUCCAAACUACGAAAUUUGUUGAUCAAGAUUCGCAAAGAGGAGCGAAAGAAAUCGCUCUCAAGGAUACAUAUUUCGUUCAAAAGGCAUUGUAUCAAACAAGAUCUGGCGAGUGGGACACACCCAGUUUGUGUGUGCUGGGGACAUGAACGGAAGGCUUGA